Messenger RNA from Zymoseptoria tritici IPO323, 463 nucleotides. RefSeq lists its product as uncharacterized. The coding region runs from base 281 to 442 and encodes 53 amino acids. NCBI's taxonomy places the organism in Eukaryota, Fungi, Ascomycota, Dothideomycetes, Mycosphaerellales, Mycosphaerellaceae. The record is from RefSeq and is a predicted model, not a curated record. The transcript has 2 exons.
ACCAUCCACCACCACCACCACCGUGCAGGGGAGACCUCGCCGCCCCAAGAGAGAGACGAAGAACCACCAGAAGGAGAACAAGCCCGGGUUGAUCCCCUUGCGUCGAUCGGAGAUCUGCAGCAUCCUGAUCGGUAGCCUCGGCGCCAUCCUCGUCCUGGUCAUCGCCUUCUUGAGCGUCCGCCUGAUACGCACUACCCGUUCUCCUUCUCCUCCUUCUCCCACGCCCACGCCCACGAAGACCGUCACCAGCGUCUCUACCGUUCACGGGGUGGAGGAGACGAUGGUCACGAGACUUGAGGAUGAGGAGUACGAUGAGGAGUACGAUGAGGAGGACGAUGAGGAGGACGAUGAGGAGGAAGAGGCACAGAUGUCGGGGGUUUGUUUGGAUGCGGCGGGAGAGCUUUCGAUGUGUCGGGUGACGGAGACGGGGUAUUGGGCGUGAUGGAAGUUGAUGUGGAUAUGG